AUGGCGGAGCUCCACGAAGCGCUCGCGUGCCUCCGGCCGAAAGAGUUCAGCGAUGUCCCUACCGACAACCUCGAAGCAUUCCUACCCGACAUACUUGCCAAAGCGGAAAUCAUCGCCAAUUCCGUGCCUCCACCGCCCAAUGGUACGCCAUACGAGUCGUCGCAACGAACCCGAACCGAGCAACAGCCUGCGACAAGCUCCAAAGACCUCACCAUUUCGCAAGUCCGACGGCCACCGCCCGCGCCAGAGCACGAGGAGCUACAAAAGUCGUGGGGAAAGCCGGUGAAGCUGGGUAACAAUGAAGCCGCUACAGGAAUGAGCGUCUUCAAGAUGGCCGGAAAGGAUCGGCACGGAGCCUGGUUUUCGCGGUCGAGCGUGCAUGAAGGGCUCGGCUUCGACAAGUGGAAGCGCGCAAUGAAGAGCGAGUUUCCCGAGAGUCUCCAAGUUCAGGGCGGCCCGGGCGAGGGCAAUAUAAGAGGCAUUGGAGGAGACCAGAGACUGGAGGACAUGACGGUAGAUGGCCUGGGACAGCUACAAGUAUACCAGCUGUCCGCCCAGUUCCCCGGCCCGACCUCGCCGCGAGAGUUCAUCACCCUCCUCAUUACCUCGGACACAUGUCUUACCGACGCCUCCAAAGUCGCCAGCUCGAUACCGCGACAUUUCAUGGUUGUCUCCAUACCCUGCUCACAUCCGGAUGCGCCGCCGCGAACCAACAUGGUAAGAGGCUUCUACGAAUCGAUUGAGAUGAUCAGAGAGAUACCCAUGGGCGACGGUGACGCCGAGACUAACCCAGUCGAGUGGAUAAUGGUAACGCGCAGUGAUCCCGGUGGUGGCAUACCCCGAUUCAUGGUCGAACGGAAUGUCCCUAGUAGUAUAGUGCAGGACGCCGUCAAGUUUCUUGACUGGGCAUGCGCAAAGGACGACGACGUGGAAGCCGAAGUAACGGCAGGCACAGACCGCUCCGCAGAAACACCCAAAGCGCACGAUACCGAGCGGACUUUCUCUCCCACCGAGGCCAAUGGCAUGGGUGCCGGCGUAGGAACCAGUAUAGUAGAUAGAACUGGGGAAGCCGGUAGCCAGUACAGCCUACGACGCACAAGAUCUGACAGCUCUUCGAGCACCUCAUCUUCUGCAGAAUCAUUUGCGUCCGCUGAGCAAUUCACCACUGCUCGCGAUGGCCUUCCCAUCGACAGAGAGAUCCCGACACCAUCGACCUCGUCACAACAGUCUCUGCCAUUGAAUGAGGACACCCAUCAUCAUAAAGGGCUGCAAAAAAUUGAAGAGAAGAAGGAACAGUUGAAGGCAAAACUCGAAGAGGCUCGUGAGAAACAUGAAUCGGGUUUGCAAGCUGAGACCCAGAAGACGGAUAAGGAGAUGCAAAAGGCAAACGAGAAGCACGAGAGAGAGAAGAAGAAACAACAGGAAAAGUUUGAAAAGGAAAUGCGCAAACUCGAGGAGCGCCGCGAAAAGGAGACACGGAAACUACUCCUUCGCCAACAGAAAGAAGCGGAUAAGAACCAGCUUGCCAAAGCUCAGCGGGAGCGAGACGAGUAUAAGCAGCGCAUGGAUAUAUUGGAGCAGGAGAACAAGUUGCUUAAGGAGCAGAUUGGAGACUUGCAACACGAGAACACGGCGCUUGUCUCUCGUCUAGGAAAGACCGAGGAAGGCAUCAAAAUCUUGAGGGCGAUCAAGGAAGGAGAGAAGGGUAGGACUAGAGCAAGCUCCAGGACGAGUAUAAGCUCUGGGAAGAGCGGAAUAAGAAGCAAGGGCUCGAGCGAUUCUUCGAGUACGCUACCGAGGGCCGGGACAACGAGUUUCUGA
Molecule: messenger RNA, 1821 nt
Organism: Alternaria arborescens
Lineage: Eukaryota; Fungi; Ascomycota; Dothideomycetes; Pleosporales; Pleosporaceae
Exons: 2
Coding region: 1-1821 (606 amino acids)
Source: RefSeq, a predicted model, not a curated record